AUACGUUUUAAUAGAUAGCAUUAUGUGCAGACACACGUAAACUAGACUACAGCAGUGACCUAAACUUAAUUUAUCUUGUCGACAUGUCUUCUAGAAAGCGUAGAAAAUACACCAAGGAUGUGAAGUGUGUUUUCUUUCCGGAUGAUGUCGAAAAUGGUGUGAAAGAAGUGAAGAGGGAGCCAUCGUCUCUCUCAGUUGUGUCUUCUGCCAGCAGUUGGCAGAAAUGUGGAGACAGUUUUAUGAACACUGAAGUGUUAAAGAACCUCAAGUCAUCAGGAAGGAAACUGUCUGCCAUCAGAAAGUUGGCACAGUCUCCUGCUUCAGUGCAGACCAGUGCCGUUCACCGUAAUGAGGACCCAGUGCACAUUGCGUGGAGCUCCAGUGACAGCGAACAGUCUGCUGAUGAGACCCGGGAGCAGCAGCAACAUCUGUUUCAGAGAGCAGGGAGACUCUCAGCUCCCAUUCAGUCUUACACCAAAGCGCUGCGUAUGCUCCGCACUGAUAAAGAUGACAUUCCCGUUAUAGACACAGACAGUGAUCUGGAUGAAUCUGAGGAGGAUGCUGAAAAGGACAGUGGGCAACAAAUUUCUGACUGUGAGUCAGAGUCUUUAGAUGAAAAGCCAGAAGAUUUACCCAUCAAACCCACAACUGUGACAGAGCUAGAAAUCUCUGGCUAUGUGUCUGACGGAGAGGAUAUUGGUGACACAGUGUCCCUGAGCAGACUGGACUCUGAGAGCUUUCCUCUCCAAACUGGUGAGGGCAGCAAAAGGUCAGUCAGUGACUGGGUCAGAUCUGCGCAUGCGAUGCUGCAAACGCCUCAGAAACCGUUUGACAGGCAGACCAAGACUCCUGAAGACUCUGCCAAAAAGAGAAGAAAGUUUCAAAGUGGCGGUCUGGCGGAGAGGCUGAAUCGACUCCAGAGCAGACAGAGGUCAGCUAUCAGCUUCUGGAGGCAUCAGUACAUCUCUGACACCUCAGCAACAGUGGACAGGCCUGGCGUGCUGGUGCUGGAGGUGCUGGAGGUUGAGGAGGAGUGCAGCAUGCAACUGGUGCACUGUGAGCACCGCCAGCCUCCCGGAGAGGCCCACCAACACAGCCACCCUAUCGCUGAGGGAGGCACUCGCAUGCUGGUGCUGUUCAACAGAGAGACUGCAGCCCAGCUGAGUCCUGCACCCGGAGAUAUCAUCCACAUAUACCCACCAUGGCAAAGUCUUUCCGUGGAAGGUUUCAGCUGUGAUAUCAUUCUGAGCACACACUUCAGCCAGAAAGUCUCCUCUGCUUCCAAACCAUCCGACGAGUCCGUUCCCAGAGGCCUUCUCUGGGGGAGGUGCAUGCCAUACUCUCUGUGCCAAACAUUUGGACUGCUGGAGGUUUGCAGGACCACUGAAGAGAACAAUACCAAACAGGUUGCUGCCCCCGAUGCUCUCUGCAGGUCUGGGAGCUCAGGUUUCCUGACACGACACUGCCUUUCUUUACUGGAAGCUAUUGAGGGUCUGGGCCAGGCUGGCUCUGUGGGGCAGGACGUGGUGGUGGUGGUCCAGAGAGUUUACUCCAUCCCUGUGCCUGACUGCUCCCCUGUGUCCAUUCUCAAGCUCAGGGUUCCCUCCAGGUCCUCUACAGCUCCUCCUCCCCCUCCUGCAGAGAAAGGCAAAACCAGGCUUUGUGUGCUUGUCCAGGACAGCUACGGGAUGUUCAGCGUGGUCCAGCUCCACCUCCUCUCCUGCGAAGACGACCUGCACCGAUACAGCCAGAUGUGGCAGGGGAGGACCUGUGUGCUAAGAGACAUUAAAGUGGUGCAGCGGGUCACUCGAGAAAGGCGCACCAGGCUUUUCAGCUUGAUAGACUGUCUGUGGCCCCCAGCGAUCCCUCUUAAUGAUCAUGAAAACACACCCAGCGUGGCCUGUGAGAGCCGUCCGCCAGGUCCAGCUCCGAGCUUCUGCUACCUGCUGUCAGGUCAGGAGAGCUCAGUUGAACCCACUGAGGAGCAAAGGGUGUCGGCGCUCCACCUUCCUCCCACUGAAAGAACCUUACGAGACGUGCUGCAGAGUGAGCUCAACACCCAUCGGUGCAGUUUUGUUGCCACUGUCAUAUACAAGAGAAUACAGAACAGUGAUGUAGGCCAAGGUGAGGUUUGGUUGGUGCUGACAGACCCCAGUCUUCAGGACGAGCCGCCCGAGAGGCCAUGCAGGCGAACAGUGGCCCUAUGUGUGAACACUUCCUGUGUGCUCACUUCCUCUGUCCUCAAAGCACUAAAUUCCCCCGCUGCCUGUCACAUGUCAUUCAGAGAUGCCAUCAGAGAACAUGGUGUCCUGCUGUGUGCGGAGCAGUCAGUCAUUGAGAUGUGCUCUGACGUGGAUCCUGAGGGCAGCCUCACAUCCACGGACAGGCCACAGUCACUGUCUCAGUCGCUGCCCCAACCUGUGAAACUGGAUCCCCUGGGUCUGGAGAUCACACCCAACUCACUCUGCACUCUCACUGGGGUGAUAGUUGGUGUGGAUGAGAACACAGCUUACUCCUGGCCGGCCUGCAACCACUGUGGAAGUGACAGUUUAGAGAUGUCAGCUCAAAAAUCUCAAAACUUCCACUGUGUAUCUUGUAAGUCGGUGGUGGACAAGCCAGACACAAAGAUUCAACUGGAAGUCUUCCUGAGUUCCUCUUCAUUAACUGAUUGCACUAUAAAGGUUAAGCUGCAGCAAAAGACAAUCAUGUCCGUCCUGAACACUGCAGCUCUGGAGGGUAACGAGUUCCCAGAAUACGAUGUGGAGAACGUCCUGGGAAAAGAGGUGGGCCCCCUAGCAGUCUACGUCCGAGUUGUCACCAGGAAACCGGCUCUGUGGAUCGGCCUGGAAGAGGUCUGCCUUGGGGGCGUUCAGAGCUAAUGAUAUCAAUCCUCAGGCUUCAGCAUGGCUCCAAGGAUCUGCACACUAGGCCUUGCUCUGAGCCAGUUUAGCCUCCCCCUCCACCUCCCUCCCCCUUGAAGGCCUCCCUGACAGCUUGAAGUGAACAGGCUGCAAAGAGACAAGGUCUUGUUUGUGUUAAUGAUAUGUGAGCCUGCGGACCAGGAGUUGACAGCCCAAGGGUAGACCAGUGGUAUGCAGUCUGUCAAAGCAGCUCACGUGGUUCAUCAACUAGGAUGUGACUUUUGGCUGUAAACACAUUUUUUAAGUGGUCAUCUACCUCUGUAUGUAAUAUUUCUGU
Messenger RNA from Scomber scombrus (Atlantic mackerel), 3198 nucleotides. RefSeq names its product scaffold protein involved in DNA repair (gene spidr). The coding region runs from base 84 to 2879 and encodes 931 amino acids. Lineage: Eukaryota; Metazoa; Chordata; Actinopteri; Scombriformes; Scombridae. Gene Ontology annotation, cellular component: nuclear chromosome; nucleoplasm. Gene Ontology annotation, biological process: double-strand break repair via homologous recombination; regulation of establishment of protein localization to chromosome. The record is from RefSeq and is a predicted model, not a curated record. The transcript is spliced from 20 exons.